Messenger RNA from Durusdinium trenchii, 591 nucleotides. NCBI's taxonomy places the organism in Eukaryota, Dinophyceae, Suessiales, Symbiodiniaceae. The record is from the annotation of a GenBank genome assembly.
AUGAUUUGGACGAUGAUUUUCCUCAAACCGAACGCGCUGGGAAGAGACUGCAUUGACAGGUGUGGCUCCACCAUCGAUUUCUUCAAGAAAGAUUGCAAGUACCAGGUGAGGAUCGACAACACCCAGGAUGAACAGGAGAUUGACGCCCGCCUGGCCAAGGCAAUCCAGCUACCGCAGCUGGAGUACGCAGGUGGAAGUUUGCUGACCAUUCUGCUCGAGGAUGGACGUUUGGUGAACGCUCAAGUUAGCCGCCAAGUGGAGUGGAACCGUUUCGCCAUCAAGGUGGACGGCCAAGACCAAGACCAGCUGGUGGAGUUGAACGAAGCCAACCACGUCCAGGGCCACUGUGCGGACUUCGACUCCAAGGCCUAUCUGAAGUACUGCGCCAUCCAGCGGGACCGCUUCCGGUUCUUAGAAGACAGUAUCACAUGCCGGAAGAUGGAUGUGGAGACACAGGUGAUUUAUAUUGAUACUGCAGUUGAAAGCGCCACUGUCCAGACCCCGGACAUCAAGAGCCUUGCAGACUUGCUCUUGGGUGCUGAUGGUGAACGCUUCAAAGGGCAGCAGCUGAUCUACAGGCCGGGCAUGUGA